AUGGCCAGUUACUCUAGCGGGAAAGAGCAGGCGUUCAAACGUCUCCUUCGUGCCACGGGCGUGAAUCCAGGAAAUGCGUUUUUCCCCUCCCGUUGUUGCAACCGUGCAUGUGGAGGAGAGUUGAAUGUUGCCGAUGCGUGGUGCAACUACUCGGUGAGUUCUCGUGAAACUCUGGCGACAUGUGAGGUGGAGACGGCGCACCACUUUGGGCCACACUCUCCUGCACUUCUCUGUGUGAGGGUUCGUCCUGCGACGCCAGGGCGUGCGUUCCCUACUUCUUGUGUCAUCAGCCUUUCGACAAGCUCGCAGCGGAUGGAUGAGCUCGCCAUUCAGGAUGUCGUCUUGAAGGAAUGGCGGAUGGACCCUGUUAGGCAUCUGGACGCCGAGCUGAUGGAAACGACAAUUGCCGUGAAGACCAUCUACCACAUCGCCUCUCUUCUAGGCAAGGAACCCAUCUUUGGAACGCGUGUAUUUCUGACAUUCCGUUUUCUCGGAUGCUGCGACACGUCGAAUACACACCGCAUUGCUGCUGUGGAGCUGUUCUACACGUCGCUGCGACCACUUGGAGCGAUGACGGCGUCACCGCAUGCCCUACACGACGAGAACACUUUCGCCCCCGUGGAGGUGGAGCUAACACUCAGUCCUACGCCUCUCCAAAUGGGGUCCGAGUUCUCUGACGAGAGAGCCUCGACCAGGUUUUCAUCCUACUCACCCUUAAACGUGAGGCAUCCCGUGAAGAGGAUAUUUGUGGUUGACACAAACAAGUCGGCCGUCGUCGAGGAUGUUGUGCCGCCGCCACCGACACCGCCAUCAGUCCGAGCCCAACGCGGUGCAUUUAUUACCGCCGGCGGUGUUGCCAAUGACCAAGCAGAGGAUGGAGGUGGCUCUCAUGCGAGCAGCGAGGAUUCUCUUUUGACAGCCUACCGCCUGCAGAGCACGUCCAGCUCGCCGCGACGUCGAUCUGUUACGCAGCCCUGUCGCACCAUUUUUGUAGACAUUGAUAAAGAAGAAGAAGAGAGUGAGGCGUCGGAUGAAUUUAUCGAGGUGCCAACAUCUCCUUGCACGACACUUUCCACAUCUUUUCAUCGGAGUGGUGGACUUUUUAAAUCGUCGCAGAGGCCGGUCACUGAUGCAACUGUUACUCCUCCUUCACCUGUGUUGUCCGUGUCACUCAGUCGUUUGUACCGUGAUGAAGACAACGCGCCUAAAAGGGAAGCUCCUACAAUACCACAUUCCACAAAUUUUGAAGAAGGUCUCUCUUUCCAGCUUCUACGCGAGUGCCAGCAUCGCGAUGUAAACAUGAGGAAUCCGGAUUGCGUACCGGUUGCAGUUAAAGAGUUAGUCGCACCACAUUGCCGCGCCGCUUUUGUCGUACCGGACCGACGAGACUUUGUCCCCGUGAGUCUUCUGCAGCAGCAAAAACAACAGGCGGGCCAGCGAAAUUCUUACACGCGGGUUGUUCCCAUGCCUUGGGGAGAGCGAGACACAUCGCCUGCCCUUGCGUGUUAUGGCAUUAAAGGAAAUAUGGCUGCGGUGGCAAAAAACAGGAAGUGCAUCCGGAAUUUGCAGACUGUCCCUGUCUAUGAAGAAGAGCACGAUCUGCUGAAGACUGUUACUGAUCUUCUUGGGCUGGAGCGUGAAACUCUGUGCCGGGGAUCAUCGUCACGCUGUAACUCCACUACAACUGGUCGACUCUUACCGACGCAAUCUAACGCCUGUUCACGGCAGCUAAGUCCUUCACCGCGAUGCGGCAAAGGGUCAAUGGAGGAGGCGACGCAAAAAAUCGACUCUCUAAAGGUCAUGGAGCCGACCCCUGCAGAGAAGGAAAACGCAGCUGUACCAGUCGUGGAAAAAUCUCCGAUAACUCGAGGGAUGUUGCAAACCUCUUCAAGAUUUUCAAUUAAUCCUGCCGCCUCGGUAGCUAAUGCCUUGCACGUGGCGCGGCGGAAAGCAUUAGCAGCAGAGAAGCCGAAGGUCUUUCAAUCACUCCCAAAGGAGGGCUGCACUCAGCCACUUGAUUCGUCAGCAGAGGAAAAGGCGAAACUUGGGAAGCCUGGGGAAGCGUCUUGUACCAUGCGGCAGCCAUUGGCAGAUCGCACUUCGGAUCUUAAUCUCUGUCGAAAGGAAGAGAAGGCUGCAGCGAGAGGAGAUACACCACGAGAGCCACAACCUCUACUGGAUUCCAAACUUGUUUCCCACGACACAAGUAUUCCAUCGUCGGAAGAGUCAGAUGAGCCUUCUCUUCUUGUUCAGGUGGAGCAUCCAGCCUUACCCCGCCCAGUAAUGUGCUGGGGGGGUAGUAUAGGCAUUGACCCUUGUGAGGGCACAACAGAAUUGGCCGUCACGAGUCCAUACAUUGGCACAUUUCUUGUUUGGAAACACCAUUUCUCCCGAAAUGGAACGGCGAAGCGAAUACUUACCUUGUUACGUGAGGGGGAUGCCGUGGUGGUUACUCUUAAGAAAUUGGAUCAACGGAAAAAAAUAUCACAGACGACCUUGCGAGAGAAAGUUGAUGUCAUCACCGGCCUUCAAGCAUAUCAUAGCAAUGCCAUUCACAAGGAUCACGUUCACGUGGCAGAGUGUUGUUUGGUGGUGACCCGCGGCGGGCAGCAGGUGGCGGCUGUUGAGAUGCAGUCUAUAAGCGAGUUGCGUCUGGCUGUCCAGAUUCUGGUUUCCGCUUCUAAACAAGGUUCUACUUGA
Molecule: messenger RNA, 2700 nt
Organism: Trypanosoma cruzi
Lineage: Eukaryota; Euglenozoa; Kinetoplastea; Trypanosomatida; Trypanosomatidae
Exons: 1
Coding region: 1-2700 (899 amino acids)
Source: RefSeq, a predicted model, not a curated record